GGCGCAGCGCGGAAGCCAUUUGCAGAUCACUCGGUUUGGCGGCUGGGGCGCCAGACGCUGCACCCCGAACCCCACGCCGUCCUAGCGCUGUCUCUUAGGGCGCACAGGCGGCGGACCGGUCACGGUCACCGAACCUCACCCGCCCCUCGGCAGCGGAGGCGGGACCUACACGGGCCGCCCAAUAGCUUGUAACAGGUAGGAUCCGGCACGCACCUGCAGACCCACAAGUCAAAGUGAAGAUCCUGGAGCCAGUCAAGAACUUCGGAGUGGAAACCCAGCAACACUAUGCUGAGCUUCUCUCCGAGCCCCCAGCAUGGCAUCUGGACAGAGCUCUUCUUUCUGCUUUUGAGUCUUGGCGCUGCCCUCUACUUGGGCUACUACUGGGCAUGUGUGCCCCAGAGACCUCAACUGGUGACUGGAUCCCGGUUUCUGGCCUUCCUGAAACAACACUGCCCAAUCACUGUGGAGACUUUCUACCCAACGCUGUGGUGUUUUGAGGGGCGGCUACAAACCAUCUUCAGAGUCUUACUGCAGCCUCGGCCUCUAGUCUCUUACUGGAGUGAGGUCCUCCAAACCCCAGAUGGAGGACAGCUCCUGCUAGACUGGGCUGGCCAGCAUGACAGCAGUCGAUACCCAGACCCUGCCACCCAGCCCAUUGUAUUACUGCUUCCUGGUAUCAUGGGCAGUAGCCAGGAGACAUACAUCUUGCACCUGGUUGACCAAGCCUUGAGGGACGGCUAUAGGGCUGUUGUUUUCAAUAACCGGGGCUGCCGUGGGGAAGAACUGCUGACCCACAGGGCCUUUUGUGCCAGCAAUACUGAAGAUCUGGAAACAGUCGUGAAUCACAUAAAGCACCGCUACUCCCAAGCUCCACUGCUGGCUGUGGGCAUCUCUCUUGGAGGGAUAUUAGUGCUGAACCACCUGGCACGGAUGGGACAGGCUGCAGGGCUGGUGGCAGCACUGACUCUAUCUGCAUGCUGGGAUUCCUAUGAGACCACCCGCUCCCUGGAGACCCCACUCAACUCACUGCUCUUUAAUCAGCGCCUCACUGCGGGGCUCUGCCAAGUUGUGGACCGAAAUAGAAAGGUGAUGAAAAAGGUGGUUGAUGUAGACUUUGUGCUACAGGCCCGCACAAUCCGCCAAUUUGAUGAGCGCUAUACAGCUGUGGCCUUUGGAUAUAAAGACUGUGUUACCUACUAUCAGGCAGCAAGCCCAAGAACUAAAGUAGAUGCCAUCCAGAUACCUGUGCUCUGCCUCAAUGCAGCUGAUGACCCCUUCUCCCCCGCUAAUGCCCUUCCACUACAGGCUGCCCAACAAUCUCCUCACGUCGCACUGCUCGUCACAGCCCAGGGUGGCCACAUCGGCUUCCUGGAAGGGCUGCUCCCCUGGCAGCACUGCUACAUGAGCCGCCUCUUCCACCAGUAUGCCAGAGCCAUCUUUCAGCACCCUGCAGAGCUGGUCGGGCUCAGGGAGGCAGGAGCUGACAGUAGUGCCAUUUAG
Molecule: messenger RNA, 1500 nt
Organism: Pteronotus mesoamericanus
Lineage: Eukaryota; Metazoa; Chordata; Mammalia; Chiroptera; Mormoopidae
Gene: ABHD1
Product: abhydrolase domain containing 1
Exons: 9
Coding region: 286-1500 (404 amino acids)
Biological process (GO): medium-chain fatty acid catabolic process; medium-chain fatty acid biosynthetic process
Molecular function (GO): monoacylglycerol lipase activity; acetylesterase activity
Source: RefSeq, a predicted model, not a curated record